AUGCCAGAACGAGAUAACGCCGUUCCUGGAAUCCAGCAAGUCAUUCUUCAAAUGGCCCAGCUUCUACAACAGAUGGCACAACAGCAGCAGCAAGCACUUCUGCAGGUUCAAUCUCAAGAGCAGAUUUUGGAGUCCCUGUCCUCAAACAUAACCGAGUUUGCCUUCGAUGAAGAAAACGGAGUGACGUUUGGACGUUGGUUUGACCGCUAUCAAGACCUCUUCGAGAAUGACGCCCGCCAGCUGGAAGACGCCGCAAAAGUUCGCCUGCUCCUCCGGAAGCUGGAUACUCCUUCGCGCAGCCGUUAUAUAAAUUAUUUACUCCCGAAGCUUCCAAAAGACGUGACGUUUGAAGACACCGUGAAGAUUCUGAAGAAAAUCUUUGGAAAUCAAGUCUCCACGUUCCGGAAGCGUUUCCAAUGUCUCCAGUUGGUGAAGAGUGAAUCUGAAGAUAUUAUCAGUGGACUGAAAGCCUCAAAAUACGCCGAUGUUCGAGCAAGACUUCUUUCGAUCCUGGAACACGAGAAACCUGAAGCACCAGCCACUCUCCAGUCGUUAAUUGACGAGUAUCAACGCCUCAUCAACCUGAAGGAAGACACAAGCAUAAUCGAACAGCAAUCCAGUUCGAAGUCAGCGGUUCACGCCAUCAGGGACAGGAAAGGUGCAGCGCCUCAGAACAAUUUCUCGAAGCAAGAACGUAAGAAGUCGAAGACACCUUGUUGGCAGUGCGGACAUAUGCACUUUGUGAAGGAAUGCGUUUUCAACAACCACCUCUGCAGAGACUGCAACCGUGUCGGUCAUAAGGAAGGAUACUAUUCCUGCUCCAAGAAAUCAGCAAAUCCGGCUAAGACCACACAAUCACAAUCAACCAUCAGCAAAAAGCGAAAGAAGGGGAACUCUAGUGUUGAAGCCAAAGGCGUGUUCGUUGUCAACCACAUUGAACACCGGGAAAGCAAGCGGAAGUUCGUUACCGUGGCGAUCAACGGAGUACCAGUCCCUCUUCAACUCGAUUCGGCCAGCGACAUCUCCAUUGUUUCGGAAACUGUCUGGAAGCAACUCGGCAAGCCGGCGAUCAAUCCAUCAUCAAGCCAAGCCUCAAACGCAUCGGGUGAUCCACUAUCCCUAGUCGGUGAGUUCGAAUGUGAAGUAUCCAUCAAAGGAGAAACGAAGCGAGGCAGAUGUUUCGUCACAUCCGUACGUGAUCUGAAUCUGAUGGGCAUUGAAUGGAUUGACUUGUUCAACUGCAGGUCAAUUCCGUUUGAUUCCAUUUGCAAUCAGAUCGUGAUGCUUUCCAAACGUGAAAUCGAUCGAGAGAUUCAGCAGCUGAAACUCAAGCACAAAGAAGUUUUCAACGAGACCCAUGGACUGUGCAACCGCACUAAGGUACAACUGCAUCUCAAGCCCGGAAUUAAGCCAGUUUUCUGCCCAAAACGACCCGUUCCGUUUCAUCCCGUACCGUUGGUUGAUGCUGAACUCAAUCGUCUUCAAAGCCUAGGAAUAAUCACACCUGCGGAUUUCUCGGAGUGGGCAGCCCUCAUCGUAGCUGUGAAGAAACCGGAUGGCAGAGUUCGCAUUUGCGCGGAUUACUCGACAGGCCUGAACAACGCUCUGGAAGCCAACAACUAUCCCCUGCCGGUACCAGAAGAAAUUUUUGCCCAGCUGGCAGGAUGUCAAGUCUUCAGUGUGAUCGACCUGUCCGAUACGUAUCUUCAAUGCGAAGUAACCGAAGAUUCGAAACAACUUCUGACGAUCAACACGCAUAGAGGAUUGUUUCGCUUCAACCGCCUGGCCCCAGGAGUCAAGUCAGCACCAGGGGCAUUCCAGCGGAUGAUAGAAAGUUUCAUCGCGGAUCUUCCUGAAGUACGCCCUUUCAUCGAUGACAUCAUCAUCUUCAGCAAGGACUGGAAACUGGGCCGGAUUUAA
Molecule: messenger RNA, 1920 nt
Organism: Aedes albopictus (Asian tiger mosquito)
Lineage: Eukaryota; Metazoa; Arthropoda; Insecta; Diptera; Culicidae
Exons: 2
Coding region: 1-1920 (639 amino acids)
Source: RefSeq, a predicted model, not a curated record